CUACCUGUUUUUAAAUUCCGUAUUAUUUUAUUUUGAAGUUUUCUGUCUUUUACUUUGGUGGUCAUGAACAAAGUAGUGAUCAGGUGUAAUACCCCGCGUGGCCAGCGGGUGUCGCUGCGGCCUCGGGGGGCGGGGGGAGCCGGUCUGCUCUGGGCUCAGAGGCCAUGUCUCCGCUGCAGCUGUCCGUGUUCGGCCGCCUCGCCCUCAUCUUCUUCUUCCUCUCCUUCUUCUUCUACCUCGACGUGUUCGUCGCCGCCGUCGUGGCCGCGUCCUGUCGGCGGGGCAACGGCACCGCGGCGCCCACUGCCGGCCAAUCACAGGCGAGCGGGAACCCAGACUCGGUGUGUGUGUGGGCCGACUGGCUGCCGUACGGCCAGACGGCCUACAUGGUCGGCCUGCUGCUGGGAUCGCUGGUGGGAGGAGCCUCGUCCGACCGGUACCGCCCCACACAUUCCAUUCCCCUGCGGCUCCUUGGCUCCUCUGACCUCUGACCUCUGCGCUGCCGUCUGCAGGUACGGGAAGCGCACGGUGCUGCUGGCGUGCGUGUACGUGCACGCCCUCGGCGGCCUCGUGCCCGCCGCGCUCCCCCAGCCCCUCCUCUACCUCGCCGUGCGCUGCCUGACCGGCGUCUGCUGCUGCUGCGUCCACAUCUGUUCCUUCAGCCUGGCCGUGGAGUGGACGCCGCCCGCCGCCCGCAUGUGGGCGGCGGCCUUCCUGCCGUUCUGCUUCAGCGUGGGGACGAUGGGCGGAGCCCCGCUGGCCUGGCUCAGCCCCACCUGGACGCAGCUGCACCUGUCGCUGGCUCUGCCUCAGCUCCUCUGUCUGCCGCUCUACAGCUCCAUUCCAGAGUCUCCUCGCUGGCUGCUGCUCAGGAGGAGGACGGAGGUCCUGGAGCGUUACCGUGGCAACAGCCCAGCAGAUAAACAGUGUCUGGACUUGCUCUUGUGGUCCGACCUGCAGGAAGCCACCGAGGCUCAGGAGGAGUCGCCCCCUGGAGGCCACGCCCCCAAUGACAUCAUCCACCUGAAGCAUCGGACGGUCCUUCUGCGACUCGUCAUCAUGAGCUACCUCAGCGUGGCGUCGGCGUUGACGUACUUCGGCAUCUGCAUGAACAUCGGGUCUUUCGGCGUCGGCGUUUACUCCGCCCAGUUCUUCUCCGGCCUAUCGGAGACGCCCGGCCUGCUGGUCCCCCUGCUGCGCCUGGGCCGCCGGCCAAUCAGCAUGCUCGCCUUGUUCCUGAGCGGCGCCGCCUGCUUCCUGUCGCUGCUGCUGUCCAGACACCACGGCGGGCCGGUGCUGGUGAUGAGUCUGGCUCUGCUGGGGAAGCUCUGCAUCCUGGCGGCGCUCUUCAUCUCCACGCUGUACAGCAUCGAGCUGUUCCCCACCGGGGUCAGGCAGCGAUGUCUGUCCCUGGUCAACUUGUGUUUCCGUCUCGGCUGCUUGGUCAACUCCCUCGUCCCGCCCUCGCCCAACGGGGCGAUCUCAUUGGCCGCCAUGGUGGUGUACAGCAGCGGACCAAUCGUGGGCUGCGGCCUGUGCCUGCUGCUGCCGGAGACCAGCGGCGUGCCCCUCCCCGACUCGCUGGAGGACUGCGAGCGCCAGCCCCGCCCCCCCGGCAUGGCGGCCCUGUGGAAGCUGGUGAGCAGCCAUACCAGGAAAACUGAGACGCUCCCUGCAGAGAAAGAAGACCUUCAAACACUGGACUGACACACACACAUGCGCACACACACACCUCUAGAUCUUAGACUUGUGUUGUGACUCUGGAGUAGAACUAAAGAACUAAACGUAUAAAUCCC
This is a messenger RNA of Pseudoliparis swirei, 1796 nucleotides long. RefSeq names its product solute carrier family 22 member 13. The record is from RefSeq and is a predicted model, not a curated record. The transcript is spliced from 9 exons. Gene Ontology annotation, biological process: transmembrane transport. NCBI's taxonomy places the organism in Eukaryota, Metazoa, Chordata, Actinopteri, Perciformes, Liparidae. Bases 64 to 1707 code for a protein of 547 amino acids. Gene Ontology annotation, molecular function: transmembrane transporter activity.